Leucoraja erinaceus (little skate) is the source of this 7811-nucleotide messenger RNA. Its product is annotated as T-cell activation Rho GTPase-activating protein-like. Gene Ontology annotation, biological process: regulation of Rho protein signal transduction; signal transduction. The record is from RefSeq and is a predicted model, not a curated record. The transcript has 11 exons. Gene Ontology annotation, molecular function: GTPase activator activity. Lineage: Eukaryota; Metazoa; Chordata; Chondrichthyes; Rajiformes; Rajidae. Bases 4298 to 6697 code for a protein of 799 amino acids.
UGAUGUAUAUCAGUCACACUCAUACCUCCAACGUUCAGAUACCUCUGCUACACACACUGUUGCAAGCUUCACACCCACACUGCGUGCACACUGCCAGCAACACGUCACCCAAACACCCAUCAACACACAAGCCGAUGGAGGCAGCCCAAACACCUCAGCCCACCCCCACUGCGGGGGUGCUGGGACUGUCCACGCUGCUGAGGCUACGCCUGGUCCAACAGUGAGGAUGAAACCAUUCAUGACAUUCUCAGGUAUCUGAUCUUCCUCCUCGUAUCACUCAGCUCCUCGUCCCACGCAUGUUUCUGGUAUGAGCUGCAGAUGGUGUAAACCACGCACCUCCUACUUUCUCCUCCAAGUCUCGACCACUCCAUCUGCCUUUCAUAGUCAUACAGUGAGGAAACAGGCUCUUCGGCACAACUUGCCCACGCCGACCAACAUGCCCAUCUACACUAGUCCCACCUGCCAGAGCUUGGCUUAUCCCAUUAAACCUGUCCAGCCCAUGUACUUGUCCAAAUGUCUCUUAAAAGUUAUGAUAGUACUUGCCUCAACUUCCUCCUUCAGUAGCUUGUUCCAUAUACCCAGCACCCUUUGUGUAAAAAUAAAAGUUACCCUUCAGGCUCCUAUUCAAUCCUUCCACCCACCCUCUCUAAUUCCUGCUGUAUUCUGACAUCUGAGGCAUAUUUGUUGCAGCAAUAGGGCAUUGCUGAGGCUUUUAAGUCAACACAAACUCCAAGAAUGCUACUCCCUGUAGAAUCUCAUCACCUCUUAAAGUCUGCAUACACACAGGUAAAAGAUCAGCAACUGCCUUGGAAGGGUCAAACUAUCCAUUUAGUUUGGGGCGAAGAUGCUUUCAGUGGCAUUUAACACUUAACACUUGACUCUCCUUGUCUGCCUUACAAAUGGCAUUAGCUCCAUCACCCAGGUCCAAUUUGGCAGGGCUGUCCUAAAAGCAGAUGUUGUCAACAUCUGGCAGUUGACAUAAUUCACUACAUCUGUCGGGGUGGGAGAUUGCAACCUUCAAGUGGUCCAACCUGUUUCGACUGAUGAAAUCAACCCGACGUGCACAAACAAAUAGAUCAAGUAGAACAGGUUGACACAACUUUAGUCUGUGCACGCCAUACGCAAGAAGAAGACUACAUCUGUCGAGCUGCUACCUCACUCUCUUUCUGCAAGAUGGUGAUAGGGUCAUAGGCACGGAAGCAGGCCUUUUGGCCAAUAUGCCCAUGCAGACCAAGAUGUCCCAUAUAUACACACAAAUGCCACCUACCUGUGUUUGGCCCAUAUCCCUCUAAACUUCCCUAUCCAUGUAUCUGGCCACAUGUCUUUUAAAUGUUGUUAUGGUACGUGCCUCACAUACCUCCUUUGGCAGCUCAUUCCAACCCCAUUUCGGACAUUGGACUUUGUCUUUGGAACUAAUAAUUACAAUGCUGAGAACUAUCCUAUACUCACCAACUAGAGAGUGGUCCUGACCUCCCAUCUACCUCAUUGGAGACCUCGGACUAUCUUUAAUCGGACUUUACUGGACUUUAUCUUGCACAAAACAUGAUUUCCUUUAUCCUGUAUCUGUACUCUGUGGAUGACUUGAUUGUAAUCAUGUAUGGUCUUUUCGCUGACUGGAUAGCACACAACAAAAAGCUUUUCACUGCACCUCGGUACACGUGACAAUAAUAAAUUAAACCACAUGCCCACAACCCUCUGUGUGGAAAAUGUUGCCCCUCAGGUUCCUAUUAAUAUUUUUCCCCCACUUCUUAAAACUCUGUCCUCUGGUUCUCGAAUCCCCGACUCUAUUCAUUUGCCCUAUCUAUUUCCCUCAUGAUCUUUUACUCCUCUUAAGAUCACCUCUCAUCUACCUGCUCUCCAAAGAAUAAGUGGGAUUAGGCCCUGUAUGCCUACUUCUUUUAACCAUCUAUACUACUAAAACACUAUGUCUUGUGAUGUCAUUGAUUAAACACCCCGCGACACUUAAUCAUGGUGAAUAUUUAGCGCCCUUCCUCAUUUCGUGCCCAGCUGCACAAUAACAUGGCACAUGUACCACACCCAUGCUGGCUGCUUACUGGUUUCCAUGACACCCAAACAACCAGAAACCCAUGUGUGACUUAAUUUGACGGAGAGAGGAUCCCUCCUUGUCAGAUCCUGCCUGGAUGGUCAGAAUCUCGCUUCCAACACACGCAAGGUUCAGAUUUAUUGUUGUCACAUGUAUAGUGGAAAGCUUAGCUUGCGUGCUAUCCAAUCAGAGCGGAUAAUACUACACAAAAAUACAAUCAAGUCAAACUCCAGUACAAUGGGUAGAGCAACGACAGAUGGCACAAUGGGCUAAGUGUUCGGCUGGUGACCGGAAGGUAUCCCGGUUCGAAUCCCGCUUGGAGUGCAUACUGUCGUUGUGUCCUUGGGGCAAGACGCUUCACCCACCUUUGCCUGUGUGUAAUGUAAUGUAAUUAUGUGAAGCACUUUGGGGUCAAUGCAAGUUGACUGAAAAUGUGCUAUAUAAAUAAGAUUAUUAUUAUUAGCAAAGAGGAAGAUACAGAGUGCAGAAUAUAGUUUAUUUAUUAUUGUCACGUGUACCGAGGUACAGUGCAAAGUUUUUUUGUUCCAUGUACAGAUUGAGGAUAAAGGAUAUAAUGCUUAGUGCAAGGUAAAGUCCGAUUAACGAUUGUUUGAAGGUUUCCAAAGAUGGGCGGUAAGGACCACUCACUAAUUAGUGAGUACAGUAUAGUUCUCUCCAUUGUAGCGCACCAGUUCCAUAGACAGUCCAAUGUCCGCAAUGAGGUAGAGGUCAAGAGUCAAAAGAGUUUUAUUGUCAUGUGUCCCAGAUAUGACAGUGAAAUUCUUGCUUGCUGCAGCACACAUAAUAUGUAAACAUAAUACGGAACAGGAGAUAAAAGUUCAGUGUGUCUAUAUACCAUAGACCAUAUAUAUAAAAUAUAUAUAUGCACAGUAAAUAAACAGAUAAAGUGCAAUAGGCUGUUAUUGUUCGGAGUUUGUUUGAUGGCGCGUUUAAUAGCCUGAUGGCUGUGGGAAAGAAGCUGUUUCUGAACCUGGAUGUUCCAGAUUUCAAGCUCCUGUACCUUCUUCCCGAUGGCAGCGGAGAGAUGAGUGUGUGGCCAGGAUGUGGGUGUGGGUCUUUGAUGAUGCAGGCAGCCUUUUUGAGGCAGCAACUGCGAUAGAUCCCUUCGAUGGCGGGGAGGUCAGAGCCGAUGAUGGACUGGGCAGUAGUUACAACUUUCUGCAAUCUUUUCCGCUCCUAGACGUUCAAAUUACCGAACCAAGCCACGAUGCACCUGUAGAUGUUUGAGAGAGUCCUCCUUGACAUACCGACUCUCCAUAAUCUUCUCAGGAAGUAGAGGCGCUGAUGUGCCUUCUUUACGAUUGCAUCAGUGCUGGGACCAGGAAAGAUCUUCGGAAAUAUGCACGCUCGGGUGUAUUGGACAGUACCAUAGCUUAUGGAAGGAUUGUUCAGAGGCCUGAUAAAGAGUGGAAGAAGCUGUCCUGAGUCUGAUGGUGCAUUGUUUCAAGCUCUGAGAAUAUCCCAUAGCCCUUUAUUGUGUAGAUGACUUAGUUAUUAGGUCCCAGCCUAGAGUAUUUGUGGUCAUUUUUCACAAAUGACCGAAAUGACAACUUAUUUUCACAGCUUUCCUUAAUAGAGUUUGAACCUGCAAAUAACAAGGUUAUGACACCCGUGUUAAAACUGCAGCCGUGUUAUUCUUUUAACUAUAAGUUUUUAAUGCAACGGGGCCAGGACAUUUCUGGGAACUACUCCCAUGUUUUUGCAAGAACUCCUCUCGAAGUCACUAGAUUGGGACAGCAGCAACUUGCAGAAAUUUCCAGCCACUGUGUCAGUGAAACGACAGGCAGUACAAAGUAUCAAUGUAGUUUCUCAGAGGUGUUUUUUUUGUUUCAUCUUUGCUAGUUAAUAACUGGCUCUUAAAUACACAGUGCCAUUACAUCUCACUUUUUCCAGUCAUCGUGGGAGAGAAUGUCACAGGGUGCUGGCCUUAUUUGGAAAGAGGAAGUUAUUUUCUCGCCAAAACUGUGCAGAAACAUGCCGUGAUGCAAUUUCCGUUCCCUGAGUGUUUCCACCUGCCUACAGCCUCUUUAUAUAGUGUGUGUGUGGAGUAGAUGUGCUGAUAAAAUUGCUCUGCUCAUUGGAGUUGUAUACGUGUGGUUGGUAAUGGCGCUCAUUUUACAUGCAUUUCACCUGGAGUAUUGAUACUGUGGCACAGUAACCUUCACGGGCGACCCAACAAUAACAAAAAAAAAAGAAAAUAAAGACCUUAACUUUGCACUGCUGAUUGGAUUAAUGAAGGUUUUAAGUAACUCUGUUCUGUCUAAAACACUAACCGUAAGCAACAUGGAACCACCUGGUGAGGUGGUAAAGACACUACUAACAGAACCAGCAGAGCUGACAGAUACUGAGAACCUCCAACUGGUGCUGUCAAACAGCAAGAACUUGGCUUCUUCCCUGAUUGAUCAUCAGUGUACAUUCAGCAUCAAGACAAACCAAUUGCGCAAAGAACAGGCAAAGUGUGAUUUGUCAACAUGCAACAUGGAAGGAAAGCCUUUCAAGCCAUCAGAGAAAUCUUGCUGUCAAGUCCAACACUCUCAAGAUGCCAGAUUGAAGCACUGCAAGAAAAACAAACCAAAGGGAACGUGGCCUUUCCGUAAAAACUCAGCACGCAGUGAAUCCCAUUCUUCCAAGAAUGACGGCCUUUUUGAUCGGCCUCUUAAAGACGUUUGUGAUCACAAAGAUGUUCUCAGCAAGCCAAUCCUGGAUAUCCUGACUGUCCUGCUCCAGAAAGGACCCUCUUCAGUUGGAAUAUUUCGAAAGUCGGCAAAUGUAAAGACCUGCAAGGAACUAAUUGAAAAACUAAACACGGGAAAGGAAGUGUUCUUGGAGGAAGAACCCGUCAACCAGUUGGCUGCUGUCUUCAAGAAUUUCCUACGGAGAAUCCCAAACAGCGUCCUGGCGACCGAACUAUACGACAGCUGGAUGGUGGUUAUGGAAAAAGUGCCCUCUGAAGAAAGAAUUGCAGAGAUCAAACAGCUUCUGGCAAAACUUCCAACCCACAACUGCCUCUUACUUCGCUAUGUGUUUUGUCUGCUCCACUACAUUAAUAAGCACUCGGAGGUGAACAGGAUGGAUGCCUACAAUCUUGCUAUUUGCAUUGGCCCAAAUAUGCUCUGGCCCAACAAACCACCACUGGAUGCACUGCAGAAAGAAGUAACUGCAAAGGUUGUGUCUCUGACGCAGUUUCUGAUCGAGAACUGUUGCCCGAUAUUUGGUAAUGAGACAACCACACUUCUCGGUGAACCAGCACAAGGGCUAUCUGAAAACACCGACAACCUGGACAUGUCCCCAUCUCACCAAAACGACUCUGCCUACGACAGCACUGACCAGGAUGACUGGAAAGAGGGAGAGAAUGAAAAAUGGCAAAGAGCAAACUCCAGCUCUUGCCGACUGUCGAUGAGCCAGGAAAUGCUGAGGAUGGCGAGAAGGCAGGACUGUCAAACAGACGUAACCGCUAGGGCCACAGCUUCUUGUAGCAAUGAAUCAAUUGAUGGCAGAGCAACUUUUAGACCAAACGUAACAGCCCAUCCAUCCGGACUUGCAACUGGACAGCGAACCAUGAGAGUUAAUAGACGCAGCUCUGAGCCGACAUUAGCUGUUGCCUUCAACCCGAGAAAGAUCAACGGGCAGGGAUUACUUGCAAGAAGCCAUGAUGAUUGUUCAGUACCGUUUGAUGUGGAUUUCAAUCAGCAUCAAAUGAACAAACAGGUAUCUGAGGAAAGCUUUACGAGACACGUCAUUCACACCAGGCCGGGCAACUUUAAUGUCAGUUCACACUCUGAGCUUUCUACUGCCUCCUCUUCAAAGGCUUCUUCAGUUUCUUCUCUGACUAGCUCAUGUUCAAACAUGUCGGAGAACUCCGUUUUUAUUUGCUCCCCGCUUGUUUCCCCUACUUGUUGUCAGGAGAAUUAUGUCUUUCCAGACCAUUCAACUAAACUUCAAACUAAUGCAAUGCCAGACUCAAAUAGUUAUGUUAAAAGCACUAAAGAAAGAGCCAAGAAACCUCUAACAAAGACUUACAGCUGGGGCCCAUCGAGGACACUUCAUACAAACCAAGAAUAUUUCAAGGAUAACACGCUGAGAGAGAAGGUGCCGGCCUGUCAGACGGUCCCUGAGGCCCAAGUUGAAGACAGUGGAACUGCCAGAUUCAGGACUCGCGUCAUGUCUGUAGAUGAAGUGUUUCAACAGGUUGACAGUAAAAAACGCCGCAGCCCCCCUUCUUAUACUCAAGCUAUUGAAGAAAGUUAUCCAUCUAUUCCUUCAACGAAGCAAAUGACAGUGAGAAACAUGAAAAGUCAGUUGCAGCGGAAAGAACACAUGAGAUUUGGUGGCAAGUUAGUCGCCGGACAGAGAGACAGACCUUGUUCGUUAACAGACGAGCUGCUCUAUCCUUCACAUGAACAUCAGCUCGAUCUUGAUUCCUGUGAUGAACAAACCAGAGUUUUUUAUCAGUCUGAAGCUCUGCACAAUUGUUCUGAGCAUGUUGUGCAUCUCACAAGACCUGAAAAAGCACAAUGUUACAGAGGGAGAGCUAUGUCAGAGUCUGCAGGCAGAAGCACGCAUCAAAUGUGGUCCACUCAAGCCUUUGUGGGCUACAAAGACUUUCAGCAUGCUAAAGAGUCUUAUGUGUAACAUUUGCGCAAACUAUAAACCAUGUUGUUAAUAUUCUGUUAAUGCACUAGGACAACAUAAAAGCUGUUCUGUUCCAUGAUGUCUUCCGUUAUGGUUGUAUAUAGUCUAAUGGAAUAAAAUAGAACCAUUAAGUAACAUUGCCUCUGAGAUUUUCUGAUUGGGGAUUCGUAUAGUUCAGUGGUGCAGCUGUAGCUUCAUGGAGCCCGAGUCCCUGGUUCAAUCCUGACCUUGGAUGCUGUCUAUGCGGAGAUUGCACGUUCUGCCAUGACUAUGUGGGUUACCUCUGGGUGUCCCGGUUUCCUCCCACAUCCCAAAGAUAGGCAGGUUCUUUGGUGAAUUGGCUGCUGCAGUGGAUGAGAAAGUGGGAUAACAUAGAACUAGUGCAAACGGAUGAUCAAUGAGUCAGCGUGGACUCGGUGGAUGAAAGGGCCUGCUUCCAUGCUGUAUCUCUAAAACUAAAACUAACGAGGCUAUAUGAGUAGAAUUUAGAAAUAAAAAGGGAAUGAUCACAUUGAUGGGGUAGUUUUUUAGAGAUACAGCAUGGAAACGGGCUCUUCAGUCCACGAGUCCCCACCAACCAGCGAUCAGCCUUACACUAGUUCUGUCCCACACACUCGGGACAAUUUACAGAAGCCAAUUAACCUACAAACCUGCAUGUCUUUGGGAUGUGGGUGAAAACUGGAGCACCCAGAGGAAACCCACAUGGUUAAAGGGAGAACGUGCAGACUCCACACAGACAGCACCCAUAGUCACAAUCAAACCCGGAUCUCAGGCAGCAUCUCUACCGCUGUGCCACUGGGCCGCCUCCUAUUGUACGAUAGGUGCCUCAAUAAUUGGUAAGGUCAUAAGUGAUAGAAAUAGAGUUAGGCCAUUCAGCCCAUCAGGUCUACUCCGCCAUUAAAUCAUGGCUGAUCUAUCUCUCCCUCCUAACCCCCAUUCUCCUGCCUUCUUCCCAUAACCUCUGACACCUGUACUAAUCAAGAAUCUAUAUAUCUGCCUUAAAAAUAUCCACUGAUGAUCUCCAUAGCCUUCUGUGGCAAAGAAUUCCACAGAUUCACCACCCUCUGACUAAAGAAAUUUCUCCUCAUCUUCCUAAAAAAUCCUUUAAUUCUGA